Conger conger (European conger) is the source of this 7039-nucleotide messenger RNA. RefSeq names its product rotatin (gene rttn). Bases 141 to 6821 code for a protein of 2226 amino acids. Lineage: Eukaryota; Metazoa; Chordata; Actinopteri; Anguilliformes; Congridae. The transcript is spliced from 49 exons. The record is from RefSeq and is a predicted model, not a curated record. Gene Ontology annotation, cellular component: centrosome; ciliary basal body; centriole. Gene Ontology annotation, biological process: ciliary basal body organization; centriole replication; centriole-centriole cohesion.
CCCCGGCAACCGUUGUUGAUAUGAGUGCGGAUUCUCCUUUAACUGUAAAACUAUUAACUAUGAACUGUGUUUGGCAUGUGUAGUUAACAAGCUGUUGCGUGCAUUGCAAACUAUUUAAAUUAUAUUAGUUAGCUAUAACGAUGGAAUUAUCUACUCUGAUAAAGAAGACAGGCCAUCGUUUGAUGGAAAUUAGAGUGCGAGCCCUCAAAAACAUAAAAUGCAAACUGGACCAUGGCUUACUGUCUAUUCCCGAUCUUGUCCAAGAGAAAAUGCUGUUCGUUUGCUUACUUGAGUGGUUUAAUUUCCCCGAAGUGCCAAUGCAAAGAGAAGUACUGGAACUUCUGGAUACUUUGGCUAAACAUCCCACGGCUGCACAGAUGCUCAGGGAUGUGGGUGCUGUGGAGUUCUUGACCCAGCUUUCUCCGAACGUGGAGCCACAGUUGCAAGCUCUUAUCGAUGGCAUAUUUGAUCAACUGUUCCACCUUCCAGAAGAACUCCCAAAUUUACCAGCUGGUUUGUCAUGUGAACAGCAGUUGACAUCUCAUAAUACAGGUGCUAUUUUAGCUCACUUUGAAGGAGAGUCACCUGUGAUGGGGUACUUUCAGAAAAGUUCAAAGACAAGAAACUUUGACAUUCCUCCCCAAAGAAUCGCAGUCAGGGAUUCUGUGCGGUGCUUGAAGUUUUCUACCUUUCCUUGGUUGACUUUGACUACAACAGAUCGGCACAUUUUGUCAUCAAAUGAAAGCUCUCUCAGAAGUAGCAACCACAGUUUAGUACGGACAACGUGUGAGCUUCUGCAGGAUGUCAUUAUGCAGGACUUCCCUGCAGAAAUAUUCCUUCAAAGGCCAAGUAUAGUUCAAAACCUUUUUUCCCUGCUGAAGCUGGGGAUGAACGACGGCAGUUACCUGACUCUUCCCGCCGUCACCUGCCUCCUGCAGCUGUGCACCAAUCUGAGAAGCCGACUUUGCUUUCACAGAGACCCCAGCUUCUACUCAGCCAGACAAGACACGGUGUCCCAGAAUUCCUCGAUGUCCUACUCCCAGGAGAUCCGUGGGACGCACCAGUCUGUGGCGUCCACCCCAGAGGAGUGCAGCCCCAGGCCCUCGGUGGUGGGCCGGACGGGGCAGAGGGCCAGAGGGGAUGGUCAGGAUGGGGAUGCUGCCUCCUCCAGCGGCAGCAGCUCCCAGCGAGCCCCAGCCUCCGGGCCUCCCCCGCAGUCCCCCCUGGACGCAGCCCAUCUGGAGCUUCCCGAGAUGGAGGGCGAGGACGUGCUGGAGCUGCAGUUCCAGCAGCUCAGCCUGCCUCAGCUGGGCACGGCUGUCUUUGAGCACGCCCUGCCUCUCCUUCAGACAGAGAGGAUGAAGGGCUUGCUGAGUGUCCUGGAGCUUCUGUCAGAGGCUCUGCUGCUCCUGAAAGACAGUGUGUCGGAGCAGGUGUGGGAGGACUGCAGCCUAAUUGGACAGGAGCUGAAAGAAAAGCUGCAGGGGGCCCUGGAAUGUUUAGGAAACAUUUUAUGCCAUCACCACUCCAGCUCCUCUGAGCAGUCAGAGGCUGCGUUGGUUCACCAAAGGCUGACAUACGUGGGCACAGCCGUCUUCACUGUCCGCCUACUGCAGACUCUGCUCCCACUGGAACAGGCUGCUGAAAAUCUCCCAGAGAGCACAGGGACAGCCCUCUUCCUCCUCUGCAUGGACACGCCCUUCAGCGAGGCCUUUCCCAGCAUGCACGAAUCGGCCGUGGCCUACCUGGAACAGGUCGCCCCCGACAACCACAGCAUCUACAGGCGGGCGGCCCUGGCUGCACAGGCCAUGGAGUCCACCUGCACCUUCCUGAAGGAAGUGCACGUUGAGGGGGACAAAAACUGGUCAGAGCUUUUGGAGCUUGCAGACCAAGCUAUAUAUGGACUUCCCUACCAUCAACACCUUCCUGUUGUGAAGGAGUGUGUUCAGAUCUGCUCCUUCCUGUGGAAGUUUGCACAGGCAAGCCCUCUACUUCAGGCAGAAAGCCAGAAGAUUUUCCUGAGGCUCCUGUCCCACCCUCUUCAGGCGGUGAAGACUGAGGCUUACACUUGCACUCUGAAUGUUGUAAAGGAUUGCCUUGGAGUUCAGAACAUCACAAAGCCAGUGUCGUCCAUCUGUAGUGGAGUACACUUUCUCCUGCACGCCCGCGUCCUUUAUGAAAUUUCUACAUUUGGACUUCAGGAUCAAGCAGAGAAGGUGAAAUGUGCUGCCAGGGACAUUCUCCUCUUUCUUCUGCAAGGACAAUUGAUGAUGACAGCUCCAACAUGGAACAAAUUCAUUGAAGCAGUGUGCCCAGUCAUACCCAUAUUGCAGAGCUAUGCAGGAACUGAAGAUGCGCUUGGAAACUGUAUCCUGCUGAUAAGUGAAGCGUCAAAUGAAAGAAGGGAAGGAAUGUUUUCAAACGCUACCAGACUGAGAGCUGCUAUCCGUCUGCUCUUCUCAAAGCACCAGGCGGUACGGGCCACCGCUGCCCAGCAUCUCUUGCCGCACCUGGCCAACACAGACGGCCUUGUUUCAAGACCGCCUUUGGAUUGUGGUGUCAUGGAAGCACUGCCAUCCUUAUAUGUUGUCAACAAGUCGGUGGACACAAAACUCAAUGACUCCGACAGGUCACUAUUGAAGGUGGAGUCUGUAAGCAAGCUCUACACAAUCCUCGCCUCAGAGACGGUUGACCUGGUUCUCAGGAGAUCUGCUGCAGAGCAGUUGGCUGUUGUUUUGCAGGAUACAGCAAUGCAUGCAGUGUUGAAGACUCUGGGACUGAUGGAAACCGUGACAUCUUUUAUUAAAGACUGUGUGAACAGCAAAAUUAAGAACACGGACUGUCUGCUGGAGCCGUGCUUUUCCAUGCUGAGGAAGCUGCUGUGUGCGGACCCUUCACUGCGCCACACCCUGGCACAGCAGCCCUCUCUCCUGAUAACCCUGCUUAGAGCCUCGUUGAUAGUAAAGGAGGAUAACGGGGACGUGACUGAAGCAGCUGUGCUGAUGUGCAUGCUGAUGUUCGAUGAAAUUGCGAGAAUGGACUUUUGGUCCAACAGUUCUGAUGCCCAUGCAGUUCCUUCUCUGUUCUCAGUCCCUGUAUCUGUGCUAAGGAGGUAUAACCUGCCAUUUCAAGCCGCAUCCCACCACGCGGUCAGCCCGUUCUGCGUGGUGCUGCCUCCGUACUCUGACUUGCUCACUCUGAAACCGGCAUGGGAGAUGCUGCAGUUUGCUUGGAACCGAGCCUGGCAUUCUGGGAUUGAUAACCUCCUAGAGCAACUGAAGGGCUAUGGUGGUGACAUCACAGAGUUCCUUGCUGAUUUAAAGAUGCCUGCUGCCCUGGGCGUAGUGUUGAAAGUAACCCACGUCAGCAGCGGUCUGCAGGAAUGCCUGGACGGCAUUCACAGCGCUGACUCCCACAGUGCCGUCAGCAGCACGCUGGCGAGAAUGCGCUUCUACCUCCUGACAGACCGACUGGCCCUCAAAAUGGGCUCUGACAGCUCCAAGAGCAUCCUGAAGACUCUAGGGUGGCGACCUGCCAUCGAGAGGUUCCUUCAAGUCCAGCCUGCGUGUACAGAAGACGAAAAGCUUCUGGCGGACAUCGUGGCCUUUCUCAACACCUUCUUCAGGCAGCAGAAGUCUGAAGCCGAUGACUCAGACGUGCGGUGGAUACUGGAGUUACUUCUUAAACAGGAGAGGAAGACCCUUCUGACGCUGCUGGUUCGUGCCGAGGCCCUGUCGCAGGGGGAAGCAGAGGAGGCUCGUGUCCUCGUCACCCAGAGACUACAAAAGGGGCUGUCGGGCUUCUUCAACACGCUGCUGCUCUGUCUCACCCACACCUCCGACAGGAUGUGUCUGGCCCUGGCGGGGCCUUUUAAGACGCAGCUGGCCGCCGGGCUGCUCCAGUGCCUGAGAGUGUCGGACGCGCCCCACUUCUACGGCCUGCCCUCGCUGGAGAGGACCCUGCGGGGGAUGGUCCACGUCACCGCCCUUCCCGGGUGGAGCUCCUGCGGCCCUGCCCCUGACUCCCUGGAGCUGUGCGUCAAGUACCUGAGCGGCCUGCUGGAGGUCAUAUCCUCCUUCUAUGUGGAAUGGGGAGGAAACUCCAUGUCGUUCAUGGGAAAAGGGGUCACAAAGAACGCAGUCCUCUGCUUGCUUCAUUUAUCAUACGAAAUGAUGUCGCAGAGCAAGGAUAAGGAUUGGAUGUCGCUGUGGUCUCUGUCACAUGACCAGAGUGCUGAUGAGCCGGCUGCCUCACAUCUGGGCCUGGCUUGGCUCAUUCCACUGUGGGUGGACAGGGAUCCUGAGGUGAGGUUUGCGAGUCUCGGCGUGGGCUCGGCGUUAACCUCGGUGCCGAGCGGAUGCGUGGCCCUGGCCGCCAGCUGCCAGAACAUUUCGGGAGGGCUGUGGGCGACGCUGCUCAACAUCCUGAUGGACCAGCAGGAGUGCAGCAUGGUGCGCAGGGAGGCAGCGUUUAUUCUACAAAAUCUGCUUGUGAUGCCCAUGCCUGCCAGUAUGGAAGAGGCCAAAGACUGUGAUUGGCAGGGUCCGUGUGUGCAUGACGAGAGCUCUGGCUUGUCCCUGGUGGGGCUGCCGGCCCUGCAGGCUCUCCUGUAUCACUGCCACUUCUUUGAGCACGUCAGCCAGGCGCUCCGGUCCUGCUACCAGGGCAGGUACACCUUCGACCUGACCUUUCCCAGGCCUCCUAGCCGCCUGGGCAGUGUGAGUGAAGAUGAUGACUCAUUGAAGUACUGGAGAUGCCCCACUGGACCAUUAAACCAGGGCCUAGCAUCAGACUCCCAGUCUACAUCGAGUACUCUGAUUCUUCCGGAAGUGCCAGGUGAAAGCCACACACCGGUGCUCUCCUUCUCCAGGGCUCCUGCUUCGCAGCCUCCUGCUAGCAGACUCGUGGCCCAAGGGCAGAGCGAGACGAGCGGCUCUGUGAUUUCCCAGGACUCCCGUGACGGUGAACAGGCUCCGGAGCCCUGCGCCUUCGCCACGCCUCACCUGGCCUCAGCCAUCGCAGGCCUGCUGGCCAACCUGCUGUCUGUGCUGCCUGAGUUCACCCUCAGCGGCCUGCAGCACCACCACACUCUGAGUGCUUUCGCCAGCCUGGUUGAUGUGGGACCGAUCGAGCGGUGCCUGGUUGAACUGAAGACUCCUGGCCUUCUUCCCGGCAAUGAGGAAGAUGUUAAGAACCAGAUCCUGAGCCUUCUCCAGUUCCACUCUAGCUUUUUCAAAUUACUGCAAUCAUGUGUCAUCCAAAAGCCAGAGCUAGUCUCUCAGAUGGAGUUUAUCAAGCCCUUGCUGGCCAAUGUGUUUACUGUGCUCACACUGAACAUCAAAGACAUUGAUGCCCGGACCAGAAGCUGCGUGCUGCACACCUGGGCCGACGUGUUGACGCUCCUGGCCACAGCGCUGAGGACCAGCAGCGCUACGCUCUUCCCAUCUGUCGCCGGAGUGCUGGGAAAGCACUGGCAGCCAUUUUCAGGGGCCCUUUCGGUGUGCGUCCAGCUGUCCGGCUCUCAGCCUGCGCUCUACUCCGCCGCCCUGCAGUUCCUCACCGCCGUCCUCUCCGAGGAGGCCAGGAGGCGCUCACAGGAAGUGGCCCAGCUCGGGGUCCCAGGCCCGGCCACGCCGCUGUCUCUGCUGCUGAGGGACUCGCCCGGGGCCCGGCUGUGUGAAGUCAUGCUGGAGAGCUUUGACAAGCGAACGUUUCAAGAUCCUCUGAAAAAGGUUUCUGCAAGGGGUCUCAUGGCUUUGCUUGCAAGCAGUCCAAGUGCGCAGACUCAUGCAUUGAACGCUGGCCUGAUUGACAGCUCUGUAGAGCAAAUGAAGCAGAGAUAUACACAGCUCCAUUUUGAGUCCCUCAAACCUGGAAAACCUGCACAAAGGAAAAAGGAAGAGAGCUGCAUGAGAGAAUUAAAAAUGAUUUUGCAAAUACUCAGAAACUGCCUUUAUAAUCAUGAUGAAUGCAAAACCGCCGCCUCCGACUCGCGCCUGGGGCAGGCUGCGCACGCUCUCUGGCCCUGGCUUCUGCUGGACGACCCCGCCAUGGAGGCAGCGCUGGAGCUGCUCUGUGUCUACACGGCCAACUGUACCGCAGCCUGCAGCUCGCUGUGUGGCAGUCACACAGGGCAGGGCCCGUUCCCGAGAGGCCCUACAAACAGCUCUUUGAUGCACAGUGUCAUGAAGCUGGCCUCCCACGUAGCUCCUGAAAACAGCCUCAUCCAGCACCUGGCGUUUUCCCUGCUCUCCAACCUGGCCAUAUCCCGUGACUGUAAAGGGCUUCUACAGAAGAGCAAUUUUCUGCAGUAUUUCCUGUCAAUUCCACUACCAAAACCUGGUUCAAAGAGUGCUAACCCAUCAGUGAGUUUGUGGUUGAAGCUUCUGCUGAAUAUGUCCUUCGGUGAAGAUGGUCAGCAGACCAUACUGAAGAUAAAUGGCAGUUUGGAACUGCUGACAGAGAUGUCACAGUACAAACACAAUGGCACCAGACCAGCAGCCCUGCUCAUUCUGCACAAUAUCUGCUUCAGUUCUGCCAAUAAGCCAAAGAUCUUGGCUAGUGAUAAAAGUGUUGGGAUGUUGGUGUCUUGUCUGGAGAGCAAACUGCCGGACAUCCGUGCAGUGGGAGCGUCCGCUCUGUGGGCACUGUUACACUACAAUCAGAAGGCAAAGGUGACUUUGAAGUGUCCCUCUAUCAGAGCUAAAGUUGAUGAAGCAUAUACUUCAGCCAAAAAAGAAGCAGAGGAGAAGAAAGACGAAGCAUUGAACUCCUAUCUGCUGAAGUGCCUUGGGAAGCUGGCACAUCUGUUAAAUAACUGAGUGUGCUAAACUCACUGAUCCAUAUCACGUUCUGUAUCUCAGACACCAUCCCAGUCAACAUAAAUGUCUGCAACUGAACAUAACAUUUUUAUAACCGACUUUUAAAUGUUUUUCAGGUUUCAUAGACCUUUUUGCUUUUGUAAUAAAAUGUAUAUUCGUAUUUAUAUUUUUAAUGAUAUUGUUUAUUGAUUCUGUUAAAUAAAGUGGGGAGAAAAAAA